Messenger RNA from Strongyloides ratti, 933 nucleotides. Its product is annotated as Protein-tyrosine phosphatase,receptor/non-receptor type domain and Protein-tyrosine/Dual specificity phosphatase domain and Protein-tyrosine phosphatase, catalytic domain-containing protein. Gene Ontology annotation, biological process: protein dephosphorylation. The coding region runs from base 1 to 933 and encodes 310 amino acids. The record is from RefSeq and is a predicted model, not a curated record. Gene Ontology annotation, molecular function: protein tyrosine phosphatase activity. The transcript is spliced from 3 exons. Lineage: Eukaryota; Metazoa; Nematoda; Chromadorea; Rhabditida; Strongyloididae.
AUGAUUGAUCGUGGAAAAUUAAGAUAUCUUUAUGAUAAAUUUAUCAUAACAAAAAAAAUUGAUAAAAAAUAUAUUACCAAAAAAUGUUCUCGUUUUUAUGCUAUACUUCAAACUCCUAACAAAACCAAAAUACGUCAUCCAGAAUUACCAUGUUACGAUAAGCAUUCAAUAAAUAUUGGUGGAAAAGAAUGUAAGCAUAUUGAUAGAUUUAUUAAUGCUAAUGAAAUGAUCUACAAAUAUGGUAAUGGUAAAGAAAGAAAAAUUAUCAUGUGUCAGGCACCUGUAAGAGCAACUGUUGAUGAUACAUUUGAUAUGUUUUAUAGAUAUCGUGUUAAAGUUGUUAUUUUACUUGUAAGUAAAGAAGAAAUUGAUGUUUUAGAUAAAUGUCAUUUCAAAUCAUAUCCUGAUAUCAAUAAAUUUGUUCAAUCAGCUAAUUAUGUUCUUAUAAAUAGAACUACCAUUAUUGAUAAAAAUAGUUGCUUCUUUGAACAUGAUUGUGAGCUUCAACAUAUAGCCACAAAAAAAACAUUACUUCUAAAAUUAAUUCAAUAUAUGGAUUGGCCUAAUAAAAAUAUACCUGUUGAUAGAAAAACAUUAUAUGGAUUAUAUAAAAGAACUGUUGAAUUAUGUAAAAAUGAUUAUUUGGUAAUACAGUGUAGUUCAGGUGUUGGAAGAUCUGGUACAUUUGCAAUGAUCAUCCACAUGAUUGAUACAAUCGACAAGGAAAACCCAUUUGAUCCCUUCAAAAGUUUGGACUUUAUAAGGCAACAUCGUUAUAAAGGAGUCCAAACAAUAAGUCAAUUUUUCCUUGCACUAUGUAUACUUUAUCAACAUUUUGAAGAUGACAUUAAAUUUGUUGAUCGAAAAUUAUAUGACCAAUUUAUGGAAUUGGCACAAAUUGUUUUUGAUGGAGAAAAAUUAAGUUAUUGCUAA